Messenger RNA from Ylistrum balloti, 1670 nucleotides. RefSeq lists its product as uncharacterized. The coding region runs from base 162 to 1670 and encodes 502 amino acids. Lineage: Eukaryota; Metazoa; Mollusca; Bivalvia; Pectinida; Pectinidae. The transcript is spliced from 2 exons. The record is from RefSeq and is a predicted model, not a curated record.
GUAAGUUUAUAGUAGUUUUUAGUAGUGUUACUUAUAGAUAGAUUUCCGAUGACGUCACAUGAGUCGCAUAAUUCCAUACGCUGCCAUAUUGUGUGUCAAGCGAUUGUUUACAGAACGGUUGCCGUACUAGUUAUUGUUAACAGUUAUAAUAGCCUCUGGCAAUGGUUCACACCUGUGUUGUUUGGGGCUGUACAAAUCGUGCAGACCCUCGCUCGACGAAAAGACAGUAUUUUGACAUACCAAAAGUGAUUCAUCACCAAGGAGAGAACACUGAAAGGCUCUCACUCGAGAGACGCAACUUGUGGCUGGCAAGAAUCAACCGAGAAGGCUUUGAUGCAGACCCCAACAAAAGACACUAUAAAGUCUGCUCCGAUCAUUUCAUCGCAGGAAAGAAGGCUGAUCUUUAUGACAACACAAAUCCAGACUGGGCACCAUCUCAGAAAAUGGGACCAGAGUUACAAGGUAGCUGUCCCACCCCAGAUCCUCAAUCUACAAAAAAGAGGUACCAACGUGCAAAGUCAAGACAGGAGAAAGUGAAAAAAUUCAAAGCUGCAGAGGCACUGUUAGACUUACAAAAGGACACUUCUCUCUGCGUCGUCCCCAAUACUGAUACUACCAGAGGUACAGAUAAGGCCGAAAUUGAAAAUUAUCAUAUCUGUGAAAAACCUGCAGACGACACACCAACAGAUGGACAACUUGUGGAAAUGAUGAGGAGUGAACUACAAAGACUCACAAGUGAAAACAUGGAGUUGAAGGACAAACUGAAGGAAACUGUGUUGUCACCAGAGACACUUGAUGAUGAGAAAGCAAAACACUACACUGGACUGGACCAUGAUACCUUGAUGACUGUUUACCAUUUUCUUGAACCAAGUAUACCAGGUAGGGUAAAUAGUUCACUGACAAAGUUUGAGAAAAUGCUGGUUGUGAUGAUGAAAUUGCGACUAAAUCUCAGCCUUCAAGACUUGGCAUUCAGGUUUAAAGUUUCAAAAAGUUGUGUGUCAAAGGUGUUUCUCGACACAAUUCAUGUGAUGUACAUUAGAUUAAAACCGAUCAUUCUGUGGCCAGAACGAGCAGAGCUACAAUUAUCAAUGCCCAUGGAAUUUCGGAAAUACUUUGGUGUGAAAGUGUCAAUAAUUAUUGAUUGCUUUGAAGUUUUCAUUGAGAGGCCAUCAAACCUGCUUGCAAGAUCUGAGACAUGGUCCAAUUAUAAACACCACAAUACUGCCAAGUUUCUGAUUGGAAUAACCCCUCAAGGUGCUGUAUCUUUUUUGUCAAAAGGAUAUGGAGGCAGAGUGUCUGACAAAUAUGUAACUGAGCAUUGUGGCUUACUCGACAAACUUUUACCAGGAGACAUUGUUCUCGCUGAUAGAGGCUUUGAUAUCAAAGAGAGUGUUGGACUGAACUGUGCUGAAGUUAAAAUACCAGCUUUCACUCGAGGUAAAAGUCAACUGUCUCCAGUGGAACUUGAAACUAUGAGAAAGAUUGCCCAUACAAGAAUCCAUGUUGAAAGAGUUAUAGGACUUGUUAGAAACAAAUUCACAAUAUUGCAGAGUACCAUACCAAUUGAUUACUUGCAUAGCAAUAUUGACAGCAUACCAACUAUUGACAAGAUAACAACAGUUUGUUGUGCACUAACAAAUUUCUGUGACUCUGUUGUUCCAUUUGAUUGA